Molecule: messenger RNA, 726 nt
Organism: Zymoseptoria tritici IPO323
Lineage: Eukaryota; Fungi; Ascomycota; Dothideomycetes; Mycosphaerellales; Mycosphaerellaceae
Exons: 2
Coding region: 1-726 (241 amino acids)
Source: RefSeq, a predicted model, not a curated record
AUGAGCAAAAAAGCAGCCAUUCCCGAUGCCUGGGACGACGAUUGGGUGAAGGCUGCAGAUAAGCCUGAUACCCAGCAAUCUUCUCAAGAUAGUAUAGCUGCGAAGCUGAGCAAAGCCGAGCGCAGAGCACAGCAUGCGGAGCAACAGAAGCAGUUAUGGGACACUGCCGAGAAUCCAGGCCGAUUCCACUGGCUAGAGACACAAGGUGUUGUGCCUCUGAAACAGGAGUUCGCAGCUCCUGUCACUUUACUGAGUCGCAAGCCGCCAACUAUCGCGAAGAGGGAAGACGACGAGGACAGCGAGGAAGAGGCGCGUAAGAAGCGGGAGGCAUCCAUGGAGGAACGCCAGAGGAAAGCAGAGUUGGAGCGCAAGGAGAAGCAAAAGCGUUAUGCUGAAGCACGGGAGCGAAUAAUGGGAACUUCGAGUCCUGCACAGGCUUCAAAUUCGAGGGACAGCUCUCAAGGUCGCAACAACCAACGACAGCGAGGAGGAAACAAAGCUGGAGCUAGGCGCAGUCAGCCGGAUUCUCCUGCUGAGCCUUCGUCCUCAGCCACUUCCAGCUCUCAGCAGCUGUUUGAUCCGGACGAUAUGGGCAGGAGAUUGAUGACGAAGCGCGAAGCAAGCUCAACGCCGAGAGAAGACAUGCCAGUGCGACAACCUCGAGGCCCUGAAAGUGGCCGAGGUGGAUUCGGGUUUGCUGGUCGUGGUGGUUCGACUGCAUCUUGA